ACUUACCUGUUCUGUUAAAAACUAAAAAGAGGAAAAGACAUUAUUGGUAGGAAACAGUUACCAGAUACAUAGUUCAAAUUUAGACUGAAAUCAUUUAUCUGUUGGGGGUCUGUGAAAAUCAUUUGACAGUUUCAGAUUUGAAAAACAAAAAGACAGGAAUAAAGAACCCUAAAUUCUAACACAAAGAACCAUUUCAGCAUAAAUGGGAUCUUGAGGAUGAUGAUAAAACUGUUAGUAUAUGUACAAAAACAUUUUUCAGAGGGUAGAAUGUCAAUACUGGUCCAUAUGUUUUAAAGAAUACAUAUAUUUACCCUAUAGAGGCUCACAGAAAGAGUUAGCAGAACAGCAUAUGUAUGUGUCACGAUUCUCCUUAAGGAGCGUGUCGGUAUGUAUUUUUUGUGUGGGUGCCUGGUUCUGUGAAAUGUAAAUGAGCAUGUUUGAAUGUGUAGGUAUGCUCAUGAGUGUCGGUAUGCGUCUGUGCGCUCUCUCUGGAAAUGUUUGAGUUUGUAGAUAUGUCCUGUCAGUUCUGUAUUUGUAUGUGUGUGUGUGUGAGGUGAGAGCAGCAGGCCUGAGGUAGACUGUGCUGUAUUGAUAAGAGAGGAAGCUUGCAGCGGUGUGUGACUUUGGUCCUCUCUUUCUGCAGGUAAAGGACCGGAGACUCUGUUCGCAGGGCAGAAGCUGAAUGACAAUGAGUGGCACUCUGUGAAGGUGGUGCGCCGUGGGAAGAGCCUGCAGCUCUCAGUUGACAAUGUGACCGUGGAGGGCCAGAUGAGCGGAGCACACACGCAGCUGGAGUUCCACCACAUAGAGACGGGCAUCAUGACCGAGCGGCGCUUUAUCUCAGUCAUGCCUUCCAACUUCAUCGGCCACCUGCAGGGCCUCUCUUUCAACGGCAUGCCGUACCUAGACCAGUGCAAGAAUGGUGACAUCUCCUACUGCGAGCUCAAUGCCCGCUUUGGCAUGCGCCGCAUCGUGGCAGAUCCCGUCAGCUUCCGGAAUCGAGCCAGCUAUGUGGCACUGUCCACCCUGCAGGCUUACGCCUCCAUGCACCUCUUCUUCCAGUUCAAGACCACCAGCCCUGAUGGUCUGAUGCUGUUUAACUCUGGAGACGGCAGUGACUUUAUCGUGAUUGAGCUUGUGAAGGGGUGAGUGAAAAAAAAAGAUUAUACCAAACAC
Messenger RNA from Cyprinus carpio (common carp), 1176 nucleotides. RefSeq names its product neurexin-1-like. The transcript is spliced from 2 exons. The coding region runs from base 769 to 1149 and encodes 126 amino acids. The record is from RefSeq and is a predicted model, not a curated record. NCBI's taxonomy places the organism in Eukaryota, Metazoa, Chordata, Actinopteri, Cypriniformes, Cyprinidae.